Molecule: messenger RNA, 1783 nt
Organism: Mizuhopecten yessoensis (Yesso scallop)
Lineage: Eukaryota; Metazoa; Mollusca; Bivalvia; Pectinida; Pectinidae
Exons: 4
Coding region: 1-1749 (582 amino acids)
Source: RefSeq, a predicted model, not a curated record
AUGGAAGGAUUUCUAAAUGGAAACCUGUGCUAUAUGAAAGGGUUGUUAUUACAGAAGGAUUUCUCCGUAAUAAAUAUCAAUUUAUCUGUCACAACACGUCCCUUAAUUACCACAUACUUGUCACUUCCUCAUUUGUUUACACGUCCCUUACCACAUACUUGUCACUUUCUUAUUUGUUUACACAUCCCUUACCACAUACUUGUCACUUCCUCAUUUGUUUACACGUACCUUACAACAUACUUGUCACUUGUUUACACGUCCCUUACCACAUACUUGUCAUUUGUUUACGCGUCCCUUACCACAUACUCGUCACUUCCUCAUUUGUUUACACAUCCCUUACCACAUACUUGUCACUUCCUCAUUUGUUUACACGUACCUUACAACAUACUUGUCAUUUGUUUACACGUCCCUUACCACAUACUUGUCACUUGUUUACACGUCCCUUACCACAUACUUGUCACUUCCUCAUUUGUUUACACGUCCCUUACCACAUACUUGUCACUUCCUCAUUUGUUUACACGUCCCUUACCACAUACUUGUCACUUGUUUACACGUCCCUUACCACAUACUUGUCACUUCCUCAUUUGUUUACACGUCCCUUACCACAUACUUGUCACUUGUUUACACGUCCCUUACCACAUACUUGUCACUUCCUCAUUUGUUUACACGUCCCUUACCACAUACUUGUCACUUGUUUACACGUCCCUUACCACAUACUUGUCACUUCCUCAUUUGUUUACACGUCCCUUACCACAUACUUGUCACUUGUUUACACGUCCCUUACCACAUACUUGUCACUUCCUCAUUUGUUUACACGUCCCUUACCACAUACUUGUCACUUGUUUACACGUCCCUUACCACAUACUUGUCACUUCCUCAUUUGUUUACACGUCCCUUACCACAUACUUGUCACUUGUUUACACGUCCCUUACCACAUACUUGUCACUUCCUCAUUUGUUUACACGUCCCUUACCACAUACUUGUCACUUCCUCAUUUGUUUACACGUCCCUUACCACAUACUUGUCACUUGUUUACACGUCCCUUACCACAUACUUGUCACUUCCUCAUUUGUUUACACGUCCCUUACCACAUACUUGUCACUUGUUUACACGUCCCUUACCACAUACUUGUCACUUCCUCAUUUGUUUACACGUCCCUUACCACAUACUUGUCACUUGUUUACACGUCCCUUACCACAUACUUGUCACUUCCUCAUUUGUUUACACGUCCCUUACCACAUACUUGUCACUUGUUUACACGUCCCUUACCACAUACUUGUCACUUCCUCAUUUGUUUACACGUCCCUUACCACAUACUUGUCACUUGUUUACACGUCCCUUACCACAUACUUGUCACUUCCUCAUUUGUUUACACGUCCCUUACCACAUACUUGUCACUUGUUUACACGUCCCUUACCACAUACUUGUCACUUCCUCAUUUGUUUACACGUCCCUUACCACAUACUUGUCACUUGUUUACACGUCCCUUACCACAUACUUGUCUCUUCCUCAUUUGUUUACACGUCCCUUACCACAUACUUGUCACUUGUUUACACGUCCCUUACCACAUACUUGUCACCUGUUUACACGUCCCUUACCACAUACUUGUCACCUGUUUACACGUCCCUUACCACAUACUUGUCACUUCCUCAUUUGUUUACACGUCCCUUACCACAUACUUGUCACUUGUUUACACGUCCCUUACCACAUACUUGUCACUUGUUUACACGUCCCUUACCACAUACUUGACACUUGUUUACACGUCCCUUACCAUAUACUUGUC